CUAUAGCGCGUGUUCCCGCCCAGGCCGGUGUAGUUCAACUCAUUGUAGGUUUUGUUGUUGUUGUUGUUUUGUUUGUUUUUUUUUUCGUUUUUUCUUUUUUGCCUACUGGCCAGCAUUUGAAAGCAAUGCGAAGGUGGAAGGGAGCCACAAUGCAAAAAUUACACAAAAAUCGGGGCGGGGCAAAGGAGCUACAGUUACGCAAGAGAAUUAGUUGCCCAAGUUUCGGCUCAAAGUUUGGAAGACCAGGUGCGUUUUUCUCACUCGUCAGGGGAGGAGGAAAUGCCCAGGGAGAAGGACAUUUUUAAACGUCUGUGAUUCUGCAAGAUGGGCAUCAUGGAGUUAUUCUCAUCAUUAGUCAUCGCCGUCCUGGGAAGCUGUGUUCUUUUCUUAUACUUUCGAUUGAAGAAUUUGCGCGGACCCCCGUGCAUCCAGGGCUGGAUUCCCUGGUUCGGAGCGGGAUUUGAGUUUGGGAAAGCCCCUCUUGAAUUUAUAGAAAAAGCAAGAAUCAAGUAUGGACCAAUAUUUACCGUCUUUGCUAUGGGGAACCGAAUGACCUUUGUUACCGAAGAAGAAGGAAUCGAUGUGUUUCUAAAAUCAAAACAUGUAGAUUUUGAACUAGCUGUGCAAAAUCCUGUCUAUCACACCGCACAGAUUCCAAAGAAUGUCUUUUUUAAACUGCAUGAAAGACUAUAUGUCUUGAUGAAGGGCAAGAUGGGUACUUUCAGCAUACAUCAGUUUAUUGGGCAGCUGACUGAGGAAAUUCAUGAGCAACUGGAAGAUUUAGGCACUCAUGGGACAAUGGACCUGGACAACUUUGUAAGGCAUCUUCUUUAUCCAGCCACGGUCAAUACUCUCUUUAAGAAAGGGUUGUUUCUCACAGACGAGAGGAAAAUCAAGGAGUUCUACCAGCAUUUUAAAACUUACGAUGACAGUUUUGAGUAUGGAUCCCAGCUGCCGGAAUGGCUCCUGAGAAACUGGUCAAAGUCCAAAAGAUGGCUCCUGGCGCUGUUUGAGAAAAAUAUUGAGGAAAUGAAAGCUCAGGAGUCUGCAGGUCAUUCUGGGACCCUGGUGCAGGCCAUACUGGAUACUGUGGAAAUGGAAUCAUGUCAACACAGUCCUAACUAUGGACUCCUGAUACUUUGGGCUUCUCUGGCCAACGCUCCUCUUAUUGCGUUCUGGACACUCGGGUUUGUCCUGUCUCAUCCCGACAUCCACAGGACCGUUUUAGAAGGCAUAGCUUCCGUGUUUGGCACUGCAGGUAAAGAUAAGAUGAAAGUGUCGGACGGAGACUUGAAGAAGCUCCUUUUCAUUAAGUGGUGUGUUCUGGAAGCCAUCCGCCUGAGAGCCCCUGGUGUCGUUACUCGGAAAGUCGUGAAGCCAGUUAAAAUUCUGAGUCAUACAGUUCCUUCUGGUGAUCUGUUGAUGUUGUCUCCAUUCUGGCUACACAGAAAUCCAAAAUAUUUUCCUGAACCUGACUCAUUCAAACCUGAACGCUGGAAAGAGGCAAAUUUAGAUAAGAAUGCUUUCUUGGACGGCUUUGUGGCUUUUGGAAGCGGGAAGUUCCAGUGUCCUGGAAGGUGGUUUGCUCUGUUAGAGAUCCAAAUAUGCAUUAUCUUAGUGCUUUAUAAAUACGACUGCACUCUUCUGGACCCAUUACCAAAGCAGAGUUGUCUCCAUUUGGUGGGUGUCCCCCAGCCAGAAGGGAAAUGCCGAAUUGAAUAUAAACAAAGAACAUGAUAUCCGUUGGGGCUCAAGAGGGUCAGAACCUUCGAGAAGAAUGAAGUAACCCGGCUCCUGCCCUCCAAGCAUCUUGACCUGAAGACAUCCUAGUGGCACACGUGUUUCUUAUCUGAAGACCAUGCAUCCGAUCCCACUGUCAGGAACAUAGAAACCCCAAUUCAUGGUUUAGAGAAUGGGUUCAAAUGAUUGUUUAAAAGCUAAUUUUUUUUAAAAAAAAAGUUGGAAUUUGACUUCAUAUAUGACCAUAUCAAAACUUCAAGUAGAAAUGUCAUUUGAAUAGAAAUAUUGGUACAUUAAAUUCACUGUGAAGGCAACAUUCUUAAAAUUCUAUUUUGUAAA
Peromyscus leucopus (white-footed mouse) is the source of this 2079-nucleotide messenger RNA. RefSeq names its product 24-hydroxycholesterol 7-alpha-hydroxylase. Gene Ontology annotation, molecular function: steroid hydroxylase activity; heme binding; oxidoreductase activity, acting on paired donors, with incorporation or reduction of molecular oxygen. NCBI's taxonomy places the organism in Eukaryota, Metazoa, Chordata, Mammalia, Rodentia, Cricetidae. The record is from RefSeq and is a predicted model, not a curated record. Bases 325 to 1737 code for a protein of 470 amino acids. The transcript is spliced from 12 exons. Gene Ontology annotation, biological process: cholesterol homeostasis; bile acid biosynthetic process.